Funneliformis mosseae is the source of this 120-nucleotide messenger RNA. The record is from the annotation of a GenBank genome assembly. Lineage: Eukaryota; Fungi; Glomeromycota; Glomeromycetes; Glomerales; Glomeraceae.
AUGAGUAAAUUCAAAGGAAAUUCAGUUUCUGCCUUUCAGCCUGACUAUAUUUGUAAAGCAAAAGGUAUUGUUAGUUCUGUUGAUAAUAUUCCUUCUGAGGCAAUUAACUUUUUAUAUUAG